AUAUAGUGCGUCGAGAGGUAUUCGUGAUGGUAACUAUGCUCCCGCUCCCGAUGGAUGUGUUCCUAUUCAUUUAAAUCUUGUGGCCAGGCAUGGGACUCGUGCUCCAACAAAAAAACGGAUUAGAGAGUUGGACAACUUGGAAAGUCGUUUGGAGAUGCUUAUAAGAGUUGCAGUAGAAAAUGGCUUGUCUCUGCAUAGAGUUCCUUCUUGGAUGAAGGGAUGGAAAUCUCCUUGGAAAGGAAAAGUGAAGGGUGGAGAAUUAAUUUCUAAAGGAGAGGAAGAAUUGUAUGAUCUUGGAAUCCGAACAAGAAAGAUGUUUCUGGAAUUGUUUAGUGAUGAUUAUCAUCCAGAAGUAUAUGCAAUUAAAGCAACUCAGGUUCCUCGGGCAUCAGCUAGUGCUGUGGCAUUUGGCAUGGGGCUGUUUAGUGGUAGAGGAAGCCUUGGAUCAGGUCGUCAUCGAGCUUUUUCUGUUAUCAGUGAAAGUCGUGCCAGUGAUACUAUGCUUAGGUUUUUUGAUUGUUGUCAAAGAUAUGAGGAUUAUAGGAAGAAUCAGGAACCUGCCGUUGACAAGCUCAAGGAACCUGUACUUGAUGAUAUAACUAAGUCACUAAGUGAACGUUAUGGUCUGAAUUUUACUCGGCAGCACAUUUCAUCUCUUUGGUUUCUCUGUAAGCAGGAGGCGUCCUUAUUGGACAUUACGGAUCAAGCCUGUGGACUGUUUAGCCCUUCUGAGGUUGCUUUGUUGGAGUGGACGGAUGAUGUUGAGGUGUUUAUAUUGAAGGGUUAUGGUAAUUCAUUAAACUAUAAAAUGGGAGUUCCUUUGUUGGAAGAUAUUGUCCAAUCCAUGGAGCAAGCUAUCAAGGCCAAAGAAGAAAAACAAGCUCCUGGCAGCUAUGAAAAGGCAAGACUUCGUUUUGCUCAUGCUGAAACUGUGGUUCCAUUCACUUGUUUGCUUGGGCUCUUCCUUGAAGGAUCUGAAUUUAGACAAAUACAAAGGGAAGAGCCUUUGCAACUUCCUCCACGGCCUCCAGCAACUAGAAUUUGGAAGGGGGGCAACGUUGCACCUUUUGCUGGGAAUAACAUGCUGGUUCUGUAUAACUGCCCCGCAAACUCAUCGGAUCAGUACUUUGUGCGAGUUUUGCAUAAUGAAGAACCUGUACCAUUGCUGGGUUGCGACGGUUCGGAUUUAUGCUCCUUUAAUGUCUUUAAGGAGAAAAUUGUGGCUCCUCAUCUUAAGCACGACUUCAACACAUUGUGUGCUGCAAACAUGGAAAAACCGACAUCAGAGCCUGAAACCAGUAAGUUAUCACUGUUCCGCUGGCUCUUCUGGCCGCGCAAUGACGAUAAACAACCCCGAAAAGAUGAAUUGUAGCAAAUGGUUACUUACUAUACUAUACAUCUUUCUCCUUGACAUUGUUUUCUUAACAUGCAUAUCAUCGACAGGCGCCGAACCCAGGUUUUCCUCGUAGGCAGGAGUUUACACUCAUUUCCCGUGCUAACUCGUUCCGAGUUUCGUUUUUAGCCGAUCUUUGAGCUUGGAACUGUUUGACGUAUCGUAUCUUUGAUUCAAAGAUUUAGAUUCAUAGCAUUUGGCAUUUGCUUGGUGUUUUGUUUUUACAGAAAAAGGGCAAGUGCUUCAGUUUUUGUACUUCAAAAACUGUACGAGAUUAGGUUUCUCUUUAUGUAAGGGAUUGGGCUUCUUCAUCCUUAUAAUCUACGUCCUCUUUCGUAUCUA
Messenger RNA from Momordica charantia (bitter melon), 1735 nucleotides. NCBI's taxonomy places the organism in Eukaryota, Viridiplantae, Streptophyta, Magnoliopsida, Cucurbitales, Cucurbitaceae. The record is from RefSeq and is a predicted model, not a curated record.